UUGUGUGCACGCUUUAAAUAGCCUGUAUACAAAACACUGCUGCAAGACCGCUGUCAACAUCCGUGUUUCUUGCACAGUAUUUGUGUUUACUGAAGAACAUGCCGACCAGUACACUACCGCCCAAGAAAAAGUCGUACGUCCCUGAGGAAGAAGAGAGUGGUGUUGGCGGCACAAUGCACCAUGUCACCACCACUGGCGUGGCCUUUCUGGACAGUUUGAGCGAGCUCCCCGCCAAACGGGCACGCCCAGAGCGUCUUCCAAAGGAAGAAAAAUUGGUGGAAUGGUUAAAGAAUAAUUUUGAGAAGAAGGAAGAAAAGAAAGUUGCAAAAUCUGCGGCCUAUGAAAAGUACCUUGAAGAAUGUUCAGAGAACCCGGCCUUUGAUAGUCUGGCACUAGACAAAGGGGAUUUUUUAAAGGUGGUUAAAGAGAUAUUUGAUGGUACGUUUGGGUUAAAAGAAAGCUCCAAGUAUGUGGGUGAACUGAGAGAGGUGAAGACCAGACCAAACCGUCCCAAGGUGAAGGCACCAAGUUUGGGGCUCAAAAUGAAAGAAAUUAUUGAAAAUGUCAUCACAGAAGCUGGGAAUCCUAGAAAAGGUGUAAGAUUUUUCUUACUGAAGACUCAGAUCGCCCACAAAUACCCAGCUCUGCGGAUUAUGGACUACCCUGAGAAGCUGAAGAAAAGUCUGGAGAGGGAAGUGAGGAUGGGACACAUUGAGGUGGUGCGUGGCAUCGGCGCCUGUGGGUACUACCGCUGUCCUGGUGACCCCCUGAGGGAGGACGAGGAGGAAAACAAAGAAAACAAGAAAGAAACAAAGAAGAAAGGAGAUGAGGAGAAAACAGAGGAGGGAGAUGUGGAGAAUGCUGAGGAAGGAGGGAAGGAAGGAGGAAGUGAGAAAGGAAAGGAGGAGGAGAAAAAGGAGGGAGAAGAGGGAGACGAUGAAGCUGAGAAGAGUGCCGGAGAAGACAAGAAAAAGAAAAAGAAGACUAAAAGAAAGCAAGCCAGUUACUCAUACGGCCAGCGUAUAGUGCACAGCCAUCCGCAGAAAAUAGAGGACACAUUCCCAUUGGCUCUUACCUUUAUGGCAGAUCCCAAGCACGCCACAAUGGGGAAGAUUAGCAAUUACAUCAACCGUUACUACCCCAACGUCAAUAUACAAUCUAAAUUGAAGAAAUGUCUGGAAUCAGGAGAAGAGAAAGGGCUCUGGGUCAAAUAUUCUGGGAGUUCAUACAGACUGGAGGCUGAUGAGUUUGACCCCAGCAAUGAGGACAAUCUUCCCACUCUGAUCUGCAAUGCUAUUGUGGCAUGUAAUGAACCCAAACAGUGCAGCUCCAAGCUACUGAAGCAGUAUAUCAUGGACUACCACCCUGACUUUAAAGUGGAUGCCAGGCCGCAGCUCUUCAAGAGGGCUGUGGAGAGAGCCUUGAAUAAGGGGACAUUGAGACAGCUGUCUGGUAUUGGACUAACAGGUUCCUUUCAGCUGAGUAAACCUUUCACCCCCACCCCCUCCAUGUUGGCUGGUACUGAUACUGGAGACACUGAUGAUGAGGAGGGAGGAGAAGAUUACUGGGAGGACAGCAAGGUGUAUGAUGCAUACGUUCCAAGGCCGUCCAAGAGAAGAGGUCAUGGUCGUAAAGCCGCCAUUCGUGACCUUGACCAGCUGCAGAUCAGACACGAGGUUAGCCGGAGGAAGAAGUCCACUGUGACUAAAAAGGGGCGAAAGACUACUACCAAACGCAGGUCGUAUAAAGAGGAGAGUUCUGGCAGUGAAUCAGAAAGUUCUUCAGAGUCGAGCUCAUCAUCAUCAUCAUCAUCAUCAGAGGAAGAAGAGGAGGAGGAAAAGAAAGUGGCAGCAAAAACCAAAAGGAGGCAACCUCAAAAACAGCAGGGCAAACCUGCUAAAAAGACACCCCCGAAAAAACAAGGGGCUAGAAGUUCACCAAGGAAAUCUCCCAAGUCUGUGUCAUAUGUGGAAGAGACAGAUUCUGAGGGUGAAGAAAAACCAGUGAGAUCAUCUGGCAAAAAAAGUAAAAGAUCUGCUCCUGCCAAAAAAUCCCAAGCUGAGGAAAGCGACCAAUCAGAAGAUGAGGCUGUCUCACAAAAGAAGAGUUCAAAGUCAACUCCAGCAUCUACAAAGAGAGGCAGAAGAUCGGCUUCAACAAAGAAAUCCCAGGACGAAAGUGACAAGUCAGAGGAGGAAGAUGCAAAGAAGAGUCGAGGUAAAAAGUCGCCAGCAGCCUCACCUAAGAAGAGUAACAAGACUUCACCAAGGAAGAGAUCAUUUCAGGGCAAUAGCUCUGGUGUCCCACCCAAAAAGAGAGGGCGGCCAUCUUAA
Molecule: messenger RNA, 2333 nt
Organism: Lingula anatina
Lineage: Eukaryota; Metazoa; Brachiopoda; Lingulata; Lingulida; Lingulidae
Biological process (GO): nucleosome assembly; regulation of DNA-templated transcription; nuclear envelope organization
Cellular component (GO): nucleosome
Molecular function (GO): chromatin DNA binding
Source: RefSeq, a predicted model, not a curated record